CAUGAAACACUAGUUCUAAUUAUGCAAAGGAAUAAUUUGCUAGAGAAUUUACGUAAAUUUGGCAUGAUAAUUGUUUUCACGCCAGCUGGAUGUUUUCUGGGGUGUUACUCCGUGGUUGAACGAAACAGCAAGAUAAUGAAGUGAAAAACGUUCCCCUAGCUGCUCCUCCCUGCAAAAAACCGGGUUAUUUCCUCAUUUCAUGGACUAUGCUUAGGUUCCCCUCCAGAAAAGGAACCCUUAAACGUCGGUUAGGAGCAGGCGGGGCAGCUGCGCCGCGAGCGCACCCCGCCAAACGAGGAGGAACGUGCAGCGGCCUCUAUGUGGGACGUCCCCGGGUCGCGAUGGUGCCGCCUAGCGGGGGCACGCCGCGUAGCUCCGGGCCUGAGGGCCCCUCGCCGCUCCCUGCCUUGUCAGGCGUGUAACGGGGGCGGGACAGAGACACGGAACACUGUGACAUGUGGCGCGUGGGGCUCUGCCGGGCGCGAUCCCGUACCGGCCCGGAUCCCCGUCCGGCCGCUGCCGGGAUAGUUACGAAGCGUGAGCGCGCCGUCUCGCUGCUCUCGUCACGAGGAGCGCGCCUCACCGGGUGCGGGCGCGUCGGCCAAUCGCAGGGCUCGCUGCGGAGCCCCGUCCCGAGCGGUGGGAGCGGCGCUGGCGGCAGCCAUGCUACCCGCGCGAGGGGCGGGGCCAGCGGGGGAAGCGCGGGAGGAGCUUUCGGGGGGCGGGGCCUGUGUGGAGAGCGGUUUCGGGGGUUUCGCUCCGGCAGAGCCCGGCGCCGCUGCAGCCAUGAUCCACAGCCUGUUCCUGAUCAACGCCUCGGGGGACAUCUUCCUGGAGAAGCACUGGAAGAGCGUCGUCAGCCGCUCCGUCUGUGACUACUUCUUUGAGGCACAGGAACGGGCCUCGGAGGCGGAGAACGUGCCGCCGGUGAUCCCCACGCCCCACCACUACCUCCUUAGCGUUUACCGCCAUAAGAUCUUCUUCGUGGCCGUCAUCCAGAGUGAGGUGCCGCCGCUCUUCGUCAUCGAGUUCCUGCACCGUGUCGUGGACACGUUCCAGGAUUAUUUUGGUGUCUGUUCAGAGGUAAUAAUCAAGGACAAUGUUGUGGUGGUUUAUGAGGUGCUGGAGGAGAUGCUGGACAAUGGCUUUCCAUUGGCAACAGAGUCUAAUAUACUUAAGGAACUGAUAAAGCCUCCUACUAUUCUGCGAACAGUCGUCAACACCAUCACAGGAAGCACUAAUGUGGGUGACCAGCUUCCCACUGGACAGCUCUCUGUGGUGCCUUGGAGACGUACUGGUGUAAAAUAUACCAACAAUGAGGCCUAUUUUGAUGUGAUUGAGGAGAUAGAUGCAAUCAUUGACAAAUCGGGUUCCACGAUUACUGCUGAAAUACAAGGAGUGAUUGAUGCUUGUGUCAAGCUGACUGGGAUGCCAGACCUUACUCUCUCCUUUAUGAACCCUCGGUUAUUGGAUGAUGUCAGUUUUCACCCAUGUGUGCGUUUUAAGCGCUGGGAGUCAGAGAGAAUACUCUCCUUCAUUCCACCUGAUGGAAAUUUCCGCUUGCUGUCCUACCAUGUCAGUGCUCAGAACCUUGUGGCAAUUCCUGUCUACGUUAAGCAUAACAUCAGUUUUCGUGAUGGCAGCUCCCUGGGACGGUUUGAGAUCACAGUGGGGCCAAAGCAGACUAUGGGGAAGACUGUAGAGGGAGUGAUGGUCACUAGCCAGAUGCCAAAAAGUGUCUUAAAUAUGACCCUUACACCCUCCCAGGGAACACAUGUCUUUGAUCCAGUUACAAAGUUACUGUCAUGGGAUGUUGGGAAAAUAAACCCCCAGAAACUGCCGAGUCUGAAAGGGAGCGUGAGUCUGCAAGCUGGGACAUCAAAACCAGAUGAAAAUCCCACCAUUAACCUGCAGUUUAAAAUUCAGCAGCUGGCUAUAUCUGGACUGAAGGUGAAUCGCCUGGACAUGUAUGGGGAGAAGUACAAGCCAUUCAAGGGGAUAAAAUACAUGACUAAGGCUGGCAAGUUCCAAGUCCGAACCUAGAGGCUCCUGAUAGUGAGGAAGAGCACUUUUCCUGUUUCCCCUGUCCCUUGGCUGAUGGAUCCCAUCCAUCUGUUUAGGGUUGCUCUCUUGUCUGUAGUAGCAUAAGCAGGAAAGCCAGUGCUCAGAGUGCUGGAAAACAGGGAAAAGUAAGGUUGACCUGAUACCACCUCAUUCCUACUUGAGUCUGAAGUAUUUGGAACCAUAGCAGAUGGGAGAGUUGCUCAGGUCCCUUAUGAUUAGUGAGUCAGCUAUGUAAGCUUGUAUCACCAUCAUUUUGCUGUCUUAGAGGAAAUUCUAGGGAUUUAUGGCCUUUUGUAGCUCCUUUUCAUGUAUUUUGUUUGUUUUUUAUCCCUUUGUAGAUGAUACUAAAUUGAAUUUCCACAAACUUCAGUAUGAUGAUCCAGCAGCUGCCUUCUUGGAUCACUGGCUGUUAGGGUAGAAAACAUCUAUGUAGUUCUGAAGAACUGUGUAGUUCUUUCCAGCAGGGAGAAUAUCUAGGUGUUCUGCUUCAAAAGGUCUGGAAGAAGUGGAAGGGUAGAUUGUUCCACCCAGGAUGGGAAGUUGAGAAGCCUGAAAUUGGGAAUGUUGCUACAAAGGGAGGAAGUACAUAAUUUCUCUAGAUAUUUCAUAAGGCAUCCUGGUCAUCAAGGAUCUUGAGUCUGAAUACAGACUUAAAAUACAUUCAGAUCUUGUAACUGAUGGGCAAUGGUAUCUCCAUAUAAUUCUGCUUCUCUUAUUUCAUCAGUGUUUGAAGGUAGAAAUUGUCCUAGGUUAUUUGGGAAAUCAGAAGAGACAGAGGAACUUUGGUGGUGAGAGCACUGAUGGAAUUUGAAGCUGUGGCUAUGUGAAGAUAACCACUGUCCUAGUAACUUGUUGGAACCUCUUUUUGCCUGUCCUUGCCUAUUGCAAAUGAAGGUGAUACUGCUGUUUUCCUGCUCAUUGAUAGCUUUCUUUGAGAUAAUUGUGACCUGGUACCAUUUUAGUGUUCCUCCUGUCCUACCUCAUUUCAGUUCCUGUACCAGUCAGGUGCUGUGCAGAUGCUUCAAACCUACACCAGAUUUUCCACUGGGAUCAUCUCUUCCUCAAAAACUGUUGUUAUAGCUGCCCAUUCCAUCCUGUGGUACAUCCCUCUGUACAGCAAAAAUAGGAAAUGAGAGUCACCUGCACUGUUCAUAUUGUCUGUAACAGGCUCUUUGGCCACUACAUGCCAAUGUGUUUUCUCUUGGUAGCAGAACUUGCACCUAAUCUGCUGUACACGUGACCACACACGUACGGCUGUGGAGUCCAGCAUGUACAGUUUGUUUUGUAAACGGAACAAGGUGACUCUAGACAAAGGGUAGCAUUUGUUCCACCUUGCAUGUGGUGGACGCUUCCAGUGGAUGAGUGGCAUCUUGCUUGGAUUGCAAGUUCCGGUGCAGCUGAAGAAUUCCAUAGCAGGUGGCAUUCUGCUGAGGUGACAUUACUGCUAAGCAUGUUCAGUGCAAACAAAACCUUCAACAAGAGCAUCAAUAAAAUUAAUUUUUACAUGUCA
Molecule: messenger RNA, 3574 nt
Organism: Poecile atricapillus (Black-capped chickadee)
Lineage: Eukaryota; Metazoa; Chordata; Aves; Passeriformes; Paridae
Gene: AP3M2
Product: adaptor related protein complex 3 subunit mu 2
Exons: 8
Coding region: 664-2043 (459 amino acids)
Biological process (GO): intracellular protein transport; endocytosis
Cellular component (GO): clathrin adaptor complex; cytoplasmic vesicle
Source: RefSeq, a predicted model, not a curated record